Gaeumannomyces tritici R3-111a-1 is the source of this 2107-nucleotide messenger RNA. RefSeq names its product SET1 complex component ash2. Gene Ontology annotation, cellular component: Set1C/COMPASS complex. The transcript is spliced from 2 exons. The record is from RefSeq and is a predicted model, not a curated record. The coding region runs from base 105 to 1913 and encodes 602 amino acids. Gene Ontology annotation, molecular function: transcription cis-regulatory region binding; protein binding. NCBI's taxonomy places the organism in Eukaryota, Fungi, Ascomycota, Sordariomycetes, Magnaporthales, Magnaporthaceae.
GCUUCACUCUCAACUCUACCCAUCCCAUGCCCACUGCUGCCGGCGCCGGAGCCCACGUCUGCAUGCAUCGACACACCCUCACUCCCAGGUAGCCUCUCGGGAACAUGGCGGCGAACAGCGAGACCCCAAAUAGGGAGGCGACCCCCUCCGCGCCGGCGCCAGGAGCGGCCGCGUCGCCUUCGGCCCGCGCCGGGACUCCCCCCGCGUCCUCCAUCCCGCAGAAGCGCGCCAUGGUCGAGGACGAUCACGCCCCGGCCGUGCGUUCACCGCUGAACCCGGACGCCGCCCGCACCCAGGCCACCGCGACGCGCGCGCAGUCGCAGACCCGCGACGAGUCGCCCGUGCUGGCCCGCGAGAAGCGCACAAAGAAGGAGUCGCUCAAGAAGCGCGAGGCAAAGGCCAGCGCUGCUGGCGUCUCCUCGGGCGGCGACAGUGCCAGGGCCACGCCGGACCCGAAGCUGAAGGACCAGCAGCCCGACCACCCCAAAGCCUCACCGAUGCGAUACAAGCCCAGCGGCCCGCUCAAGCGCUCCGACUUUGAGCCCAGCCGCGAUCCCGUCCUCAUCAGCCACCACAAGAUCCCCGGGCUGGACGGCGAAGAGAUUGAAUUCUUCGACACCUCUGAGCAGGCACUCAAUAGGAAAAACUACGUCUACAACUACUGCAUCGCCGACCCUCGCUUCCCCUCAUCACGUUACUACCGCCAGACCGAGCCACCGCCGUACACGGCACACCUCUCGCUUGAAGAUGCACCUCAGGGCGUCUUCUUCGACCGCGAGGCCCGGCACAUAACAGGCGAGCAAGGCUUCCGCAUGGCGCGCGCCAACGUCGCCGUGCGCGAGGGCCGCUGGUACUGGGAGUGCAAGGUGGUCCGCGGCGUCCUCCCGCCGCAGCCGGCCGGUGCCGACGACACCAAUGGUGACACCAAGGCGGCUGCCGCCCCGACGUCUCGUGGCCACGUGCGCAUGGGCUGGGCGCGGAGGGAGGCGUCGCGGGAUGCCCCCGUCGGCCUCGAUGCAUACAGCUACGGCCUCCGCGACGUCGGGGGUCAGAAGGUGCACAUGUCGCGGCCGCGCGACUUCUUCCCCGCGGGCGAGGACGUGCGUGAGGGCGACGUCAUAGGUCUCGAGAUCUCGUUGCCGUCCGAGCAGCUGCACCGAAAGGUGGUACUAGGCCACUACAACCCCGUCGUCGAUGUAGACCACCACCUGCCUGGAGGCGACGAGGCCACCGAGGGUGCCAACAUCGUACGCGACCGCGUGCCGUUCCGCGGCAAGACGCACAUGAUCUACUUUGAAAAGUUCGACUACCACCCGACCAAGGAGCUCGAGGACCUGAUGAACCCCUCGCCCAUGGCGGCCGCGGCGGCGCACGGCAGCCACCUGUCGGAGAAGCCGAACCCGAACCACCCCGUCACCUGCCUGCGCACCCUCCCGGGCUCCUACGUCAAGAUAUACAAGAACGGCGUGCCCAUGGGCACCGCCUUUGAGGACCUGCUCAGCUUCCUGCCGCCGGCCUCGACGCCGAACGCGAAGCUCCAGGAGGGCGCGCGCGAGGGCUUCGACGACGGCACCCUGGGCUACUACCCGGCCGUCAGCGUCUUCCGGGGCGGCGCCGCCGAGGUCAACUUUGGCCCGGACUUUUGGUACCCGCCCCCGGGGUUCCGCGCCGAGGCCCCCCCGCCGGACGGCGACGUGGACAUGGUCGACGCGGACGGCACCGGCGCGCAGGAAACCCCCGCCGCCCCGUCGGUGAAGCUACGCCCCAUGGCGGACCGGUUCGACGAGCAGAUCGUCGAGGACGUGCUCUACGAUAUUGUGGACGAGGUCGACUUUUGGAUGCAGGACGGAGGAAAGGUGGUGGACAAGGCCGUCUCGGACGCCGAGGGGCGGGAUCCCAUGCAGGAGGACUAGAACGGGGCCGUUUCUUGCAUGUGGCCGCGUCGGGUGUGAGCGGCGUUUGAGAGGUGAGAAGACGAUAAAAAGAAAAUACCCACGCUGGGCGAUCCCGAGCAUGUCUCUGCUUGUCCUUUGCGCUCAGAUAGCCGCCAUGUAGAUCACAUAUUACAAAUCAAAAGAAACAGCCAUCAACUCCAUGCUGUGCGUAU